AUGGCGAGCAGGAGGAAGUCCACCACCCCGUGCAUGGUUCCUCCACGAGACACCGUGGAGUCAGAUCAGGAGAUGGAGGAUAUGGAGGAUGUAGCAGAACUGGAGACCAGUAACGGCGUAGCCACGGUUUCCUCUGAGGUUCCUGCUGCGUUGGAGGCGCGAGGUGAGGAGGCUGACGUCACGCCGGUGUCGGACCACUAUCUGGACCUGAACAUGGCAGAGGGCGGCUAUGAGUGCAAAUACUGCAGCUUCCAGACGUCAGAGCUCAACCUGUUCACCAUGCAUGUGGACACAGAGCAUCCCGACGUCGUCCUCAACACCUCCUACGUCUGCAUGGAGUGUGACUACCACACCAAGAGUUACGACACCCUGCUGGCCCACAAUGCGCGCCUCCACCCAGGGGAGGACAACUUCACUAGGACCAUGGUGAAGAGGAACAACGAGACCAUCUUUCAGCAGACGGUUAAUGACCUCACCUUCGACGGCAGCUUCAUCAAAGAGGAGGAUGACGAGGCAGAGGACACAUCCCGGAAAGGCAUCGCCUUCAGCAAGACCCCCAUCAUGAGGAUCAAGAGCAGGACGGAGCCCAAGAAGUUCUGCGUUGCACACAAGAUGGCCGCCAACGACGUCAUCAAGGUGGAGAGUGACGACGAGGAUGACGAGAACAAGGAGCCGCCCACGCUGUCGCCCGCCCCCAUGACGCCUGCUGCCGUCACCCCCCGUCUCAUCCCCGUCUCCACACCGCUGCAGGUCCAGGCCGUCCCUCAGAGCAUCGUGGUCAACAACCCCAAUGUGCUGCAGAUUAAAAGCGGCUCCAGCGGCGGUGCCGUGCUGCCUCCCGGGACGCUGGCGCAGGUCCUCUCAGCUCUGCAGAACCAGCAGAGCAGCACACAGACCCAGACUCAGCUCCUCAUCCCCAUCAGCAGCAUCCCCACCUACAACACAGCCAUGGACAACAACGUGCUACUGGUCAGCGCCUACAACAGGUUUCCGUAUCCCUCUGUGUCUGAGAUCAUGGGCUUGUCGUCUCAGACAAAGUUCAGCGAGGAGCAGAUUAAAGUCUGGUUUUCUGCUCAGAGGCUGAAGCACGGAGUCAGCUGGACACCAGAGGAGGUGGAGGAAGCAAGGAGGAAGAAGUUUAACGGCACAGUGCAGACUGUCCCUCAGACCAUUACCGUCAUCCCUGCCAACAUCGCCGCAGCCACAAACGGCCUGCAGUCCAUAUUCCAGACGUGUCAGAUCGUCGGCCAGCCGGGACUCGUCCUCACUCAGGUUGCUGGCAACAGCAGCACCGUGCCCGUUGCCUCUCCAAUCACUUUGACGGUUGCAGGAGUUCCUGGAAACCAGAACAAAGCUGCCGAACCACUGACCUCAGAAUCAAAGACUGAAACGUCAGUGUCUUCAGCCAACAUGCCGCUCAGUUUGGACGCAGGAGCGACCAAGCCCAAGAAGUCCAAGGAGCAGCUGGCGGAGCUGAAGGCGAGUUACGGCAGGAGGCAGUUUGCCACCGAGGCGGAGAUAUCACGACUGAUGCAGGUCACCAAACUGUCCAAACGAGCAAUAAAGAAGUGGUUCAGCGACACGCGAUACAACCAGAGGAACUCUAAGGACCACCACAGUGUCCUGCUGAGCAGCGAGGCCUCGUCCAGCAGAGCUGCAGUGCUCGGAGGAGGGCGAGGGGGGAGCAACAGCUGCAGCCUUAGCGACGGCAGCAACCCCACUGGCAGCACCACCACCAUUGUCAUCGACUCCAGUGACGACGCCAGCGACUCCUCCCCGACUACUGCCAACGCCCCUGGGUCAUCAGCACCCUCCAGCGACCCGCGGGUCAAAUUUCGCCACGCUUUUCCCGAUUUCACUCCACAGAAGUUCAAGGAAAAGACACCAGAGCAGCUGCUCAUCCUGGAGGCCAGCUUCCAGAAAUCAGAAAUGCCCUCAGACGAGGAGCUGAGCCGUCUGCGAGCAGAGACGAAGUUAACGAGGCGCGAGGUAGACGCCUGGUUCACUGAGAGGCGGAAGCUGCCUUCAGCAACACCGAAGGACGAAGAUGGCGAAGACGACGCAGAGAAUGAGAAUCCUUCAGGCCUGCCGUCAUCCUCCGCUCAGGAGAGGCACAUCACCUCCCCCAGUGGCAGAAAGUUGGUGAAGAAAACACCAGAGCAGCUGCACAUCCUGAAGAAGGCCUUCGUCCGCACUCAGUGGCCGACGUCUGAGGAGUACGACCAGAUGGCGGACGACAGCGGUCUGCCCAGGUCCUACAUCGUCAACUGGUUCGGAGACACUCGCUACGCCUGCAAGAACAGCAACCUCAAGUGGUACUACCUCUACCAGAGUGGAAAGGUGGAUGAGGCGUUAAAUGGUGGAGCCAAGAGCCAGAAAAAGUCCAGAAAGCGCUUUAGGGGUUGGUCCAGGAGGACACGCCGGCCAUAUCCCUGCAAACGUUCUCCACAGGGGGGCGCCACCUCCAUCAAGGCAAAGUCCGGUAAAGAGUUUCUGAAGGACUACUACCUCAAACACAGAGGCCUAAGCGAGAAAGAUCUGGAUGAUCUGGUGACAAAGUCCAGUAUGAGCUACGAGCAGGUGAGGGACUGGUUCUCUGAGACGGCCAAGAGAGUGGAGGAGGGUAAAGAGCCAUUCAGUGACGAGGACUCAGAGGGCGAGGAAGAAGAGGAGGAGGAGGCAGCAGCAGAGCAAGGAGACAGCGAAGGAGAGAUGGAGGUGAAGGAACAAGGAGAGGAUGCUUCAGAUGACGAGGACUGUAAUGAGGAGGAAGAGGAGGAGGCCAUCCAGGAGGAAGCUGAAGGUGUCAGCCAAUCACAGCCUCAGGCAGAAGAGCAGACAUGAGCAGACAGAUUCCACAUUGCUUCCCCCACCGCAGAGAGGACGGAAUGUCAGUGUUUCUCAGCUGGCGGGUCGGGACCUAAAGAUGGCGACAGGACGUUCAGACAGAAUCACAGCUCACACGGAUCAUGUGCGACUAAAACUACGGUUUUGUGCCUUUGAGACGCUCUUUGGGUCCUGAUGGAGCUGAGAAGCACUGAGACAGUGGAGCUGAGCUCAUGGACGAAGCCUCAGCAUUCGGUCUGUAGGGGCUGAACUGUGGGGACCACGUGAACGAGCAGGGCGACGCAUCUUGCCAAACUCCGCCGUGAGUAAGUUCAAGCUCUGCUCCUGUACAAAUGAGGCUUUUAUUUUGGCAAGAAUGGCGGGGCUUUCAGUUUGGCCCGUUGUCAUUUUUCUUACAAAAAUAUCAUGUUUUAAGAUAAGCUUUGUAUAAAGGAAAAAGAGGUGAGGCUUUGCAUGGUUUUCUCAUUAAUAAACAUUUUUCAGAGUAUCAGGAACCAUCAAUUUUCUGUCUGCUCUCCCCAAACAAACUUUUCUGAUCUAAAAGAAAAGAUUUUUAAAACCCACACUGUUUUUGUGAAUAGACUAUUGAACAUAGUGCCAUUCAGUUUAUACGUUUUGUUUAAAAUUGAAAAAGAGAAAAAAACAGCUGGAAGGAAUUCCACGUCAAUAUUUUCACUUUUUGUAAUCUUUUUCCAAGUGAUUUGCUAAAGUCUGAACGAUGUAAAAUAAUGGGAACUGAGUCCAUUAUACAUUUUAUUAUGAGUUCCUUUUGAAAAUGGUAUUUCCAUGUUUCUAGGUGUUUGGGUCCAUUCACUUUCAAUGACAUCAAAUCACUCUGAAUUUACCUGCAACCACACAAAAGACCAGGAUGAACGAUAACAAGGAGUUUAACACUUAAAGGCGAAAUCCACCUGUAAAUUCUCCAGCUCUGCCCAUUAUUUAACAACCAGUGUUCCUCAAACAUCUAAUCAGAGUUAUUAUGCUCUGCAUAAUAGAACUAAAUUACAAUGGUACAAUGAGAAAGUCACGUACAAUGGACAGUCAUUAACUCCAGAGUUUCCUACCAGCAUCAGUCUGCCAAAAUUUUGAAAACUUCGACUGGAGUCCAGCUCAAAUUAGGUUUCUGCAGCUAAUGUCUAUGUUUAAAAACUGUUUAUUAGUGUAACAAGGCUGAAACACACUGAUUUGCUGUGGUACUAAUACAUAUUAGUACGGCAUAAAAAUUCAAUGGAACCCACCCACAAACUCAUACGAACAUUGUCAGUCGCUCAGUAGGUCAAAACCGGCUUUAGCUAGUGUUGGCUGUUAAAGGGCAGCAGCAGACUGACAGGUUCACAAAAGGUCGAUCAGGCAUCUGUUUCAGCACGGAUGGAAAAACUAACUAUAAGCUGCUUGUGCUGCAUCAGUCCCCCCAGACGCUAAAAGACAAAACUGGGAAUGAAAGAGUAGGAAAGGUGUCAAUACCCGUUCAGCAGAACAAAGGCUCACCUAAGCAGGCUCUGGAAGGUUUCUCUCCAGCGAGGAAGACGCUCGUCAUCCUGUUGACACCAAGAGCAGCCAGAAUCUCCUGCUGCCUCCUGGGAAAUGUAGGAAAACCCGGAGGAGAUAAGAGGCACUGAAUAGAAAUACCGCUGCUGAUAUCAGGCAUGAAUGCGACUGUGAAGGUGGAUUCUCCUUUAACGUCCAGCUCUGCGAAAGGCUUCGUCCUUCUCUGUUCAAAUCAUUUCAAACUACAGAUUUAGCACAGUUGACUGACUUGAAAAGGAAAUGAACCCAAACACUUUUGAUUGUGUUCUUGUCCAUAAGAUUAGAAAACAACAGCAGGCAUGUGUGCUCUACUUCAGGAACCAGGCAACUUUACCUCAGUCCGUUAAGCUCCACACUCGGUUUCUCCUUCAAUACUGUAUGCAUGAAACCAUAGCGACAGUAAUAAUUAUGUCUUUCAGAUGGUGUUUUUAUUUGUCUUGCCACCAAAGUAAACAAAUCACUUUGUAAAGAAAAAAGCAGAAGACAUAGUUAUUAGUGUGUGUUCAGAUACGGGUGAACUACUAAAUAAUAACUUUCAGGGUUUCCACAGAAAAUACAGGCGAUAUUUUAGGGACAAGAAAUCACAAGCACUUGGCUCAGUUCCUGCAGGAACCUUUUAACUUUUCAUAUGUGGGGGAAAAGAAGAAAUGAGCUUUUCCUUUGCUUUCUGUGCUCUCUUCCUGUGUCUACGGACGGUGUAGGACUCUUAGGAUAUGCAACCACAGAACAAUCAGCGGGUAGAGCAGUGGUCAGCUGUAAAAUCAAUGUCUCUUUGAUUGUGAAUGGUUUUCUAAUGACAUGGGAUCCUUAUAUGAGCUCUGUAAUUUUGCAAAGUUAAGCCUUUCUGCCAUUCUUUAAAUUGCUUUAAUAGCCAAGUUUUUAGUCGUUUAUUUAUUUAUUAUAUCUGGACUUUAUGGAAAUCUUUUUGUCUGCAAGCAAAAAAUAAAAAAGGUGAAAACAG
Betta splendens (Siamese fighting fish) is the source of this 5335-nucleotide messenger RNA. Its product is annotated as zinc fingers and homeoboxes protein 1-like. The transcript is spliced from 7 exons. The record is from RefSeq and is a predicted model, not a curated record. Gene Ontology annotation, cellular component: nucleus. Gene Ontology annotation, biological process: regulation of transcription by RNA polymerase II. Bases 1 to 2844 code for a protein of 947 amino acids. NCBI's taxonomy places the organism in Eukaryota, Metazoa, Chordata, Actinopteri, Anabantiformes, Osphronemidae. Gene Ontology annotation, molecular function: DNA-binding transcription factor activity, RNA polymerase II-specific; DNA binding.